Phytomonas sp. Hart1 is the source of this 2151-nucleotide messenger RNA. NCBI's taxonomy places the organism in Eukaryota, Euglenozoa, Kinetoplastea, Trypanosomatida, Trypanosomatidae. The record is from the annotation of a GenBank genome assembly.
AUGUCGAAUCGGACUUCAGACCUCAGUCAGAGACUCGAGCGCCGAAAGCAUAUCAGCAACAUCAGUGUGGUACUCCUAGACAAAAUUUUUCCGACUGAAAGGUGCUGCUCUCUUUGGCCUAAAAAAGACCCUAGUUUUCUCGAAGAGGAAGCGGUAUUGGAUACCCUUCUUGAAAAAAGGGGUGCACACAUUUUCAAUGUCGAAGAUGAUAAAAUGAAGGAAUAUUUUUGUGGAGAAACAACUGCAUAUGACCUCAGCGUGGUUACGCCUAGUGGGGAAACUCCCUCGCAGGAGUGUAUACGAAACCGGAACUCAGGGCAACUUUUCGUAUCCUCUGACUAUCCUUCAUCUAUCACGGAUCUCAAGAAGCGCUCUGAGCUGCUCCUUCUUGCUGAGGCAGAGGGAGUAUACAACAGCGCCAACGACAGAACUAACUUUCAAAGUCAACACAAAAUAGAUAAUGACCACCAAAUAGGCCCUACGUCACGCUGGAUUCGCCAGAUACUUUGCGUUUGUGACGACCUCGAGAAGCGUCUCCUUAAAGCAACCCUAAAGAAUGAAGAUGUUGACAGCGAUAAAAUCCUAUCUGUCAACAAGAAGAUAGAUGACGCUAUGGAUGAUACCUUACAAGUACCACCCACUGUAGCAUCUUUAACCUCUAUUACUGUUGAAGCAAACCCUAUCGGGGUUGCCCUCCGGUUUCCGCGCCUUCUUUCCCGCGUUCUCACGCCUACAGAGACCACAAACGACUCCCCCCGUGGGGUGUGGGAAGUCCCGGUGGUUUUACGCGUCCUUGUGCGCGCCAAUAUUGUCCACGCGGUGUGUUACAAGCCUCGUUCUACAAACGUCGUCCCGGUGUCUUUAGAUGGAAAUGAAAAUGAGGAACAACGGAAACGAGAAGUCUACGUCUCCUAUCGCGACACCGUCGCCAAACAUGAGACCCACUUCCUUUCGGCGCUGCAUAAACUUAUCGCUGUGCUUCUUCGAGCCUACCGUGAGGAGCGGCAUGGUUGUCUUUCCAGUGAUCCCCCAAGUCGCGGGACGAUGCCUCAGACGCGUUCUCUGAAGGUCCCGGUUUACCACGUACGCAUCGCUGUCGCGGAUAAGGGCGAAACGCGGUUGUUCCAACUUCGCCCGCUUUGUGACACACUAAUUACGCACUGCAUUGACCCAAGCGCCUCGUUGAUGUGGGAGAGCACGUGUGUGCUGAUGGUCUUACACAAUCUAUCGGUGAUCACCCAGGCGCUCCUGACAGUGAUGGAAGUCCUUGAAGCUGCGGAGAGAAAUAGGGAGAAAAACGUAGACUACGCCGGGAAAGACACCAUGUUGGGUAUUUCGAAUGCGACAAGGGUGGCAUCUGAAAUGAGUAUAGUACAGCUUUUGGUGGCGCUUGAUGUGUUUACGAUACACUGCACUGAGCACCCUCAAAAGAAACCGCGUAGUGGGGUUUUUAGCGACACGGUAUUGAAUGAUCAACUGACAAGAGAAGGGAACAUCUCGAAGGUGAGAAUCAAAAAACUUUCACAGGCCCUAUGGACAUUUUACAAUGACACAUGUGUGUUGCUGUUUUCACAUCCCACCACUCCGCCCUUGAUACACUGGACACAUGACCAAGCCCUUCAGUCGCGCAUCACAACUUUUUUGACUUCUUACUCUCCUGCCCUUCCAGGGCCUUUCAUGGACCUCUAUAACGAAUAUCUUCAGCAAAGUCGUAGCAACGAGUUUAGAUAUCCUCUCAUUCCUAUAGACAUUUGUGAACCUCUGGGAAGUACGGAAAGCACUUUGUUAAGGCUCUUUCUGGAGACGAAUAGGUCUUUUAUUGAUCACACUGUGACUCCUUUACGUCAUUUAAUGAUACCUCCAUCCAUACUUGUGCAUUGUCGUCAAGGUGUCUCGCGUAGCCCCAGCGUGGCAUCGAUGUAUUUUAUAUCAAGUAUGAAACAUGCAUUGAGAAACUGGAAGCACAAUGACGAAAAGGCGAAUCCUGAUCUCGCAUUAGGUCAAGGCUCAGAUGGAGAAGAAGGAAAUCAAUCUUCGAUGACUUUUGCGCGCUUUAUGAAUAUACUAAGAGAAGCGCGUCCAAUCAUUAACCCCAAUAUAAGUUUUUGUGUUCAACUGGAAUCUUUUUACCGCCGCAUGCUCAAAAGCUAA